AUGGGCAAGUCGCGAUCGGCCACCGUCGUCAUCGCUUAUUUGAUGCAUGAGCACAACAUCAGCCCUUCGGAAGCUUUGUCGCACCUCCGGCAAGCGCGAUCCAUCUGCGAACCCAACGACGGCUUCAUGAAGCAGCUUGAACUAUACGGUAAGAUGCAAACACCCGAAGACGUUGAAAGCACCCCGGCCUAUCAACGAUGGGUCUACCAGCGCGAGAUUGAGCUCAGCCGCGCCUGUGGUCAAGCUCCAGAGGCGGACAAGAUCCGUUUCGAAGACGAGCAUACGAGCAUUGGCAACGUCAAAAUACCUGCUAUCGCAUGGACCACGUUCAACCGUCAGCAAUGAAAAAGCAAAAGGGCCUUCAGCUGCCGCGGCAUCGCAAAACUGUGCCCACUACUUCCUCGACCCCCUGUCUUGGAUGCGCCCCGAGCUCGAGCAAGGCAAGUUGGAAGGUCGUCUUGAAUGUCCAAAUCAAAAGUGCAGAAACAACGUCGGCAAGUACGCCUGGCAAGGCAUGCAAUGCAGUUGCGGCGAGUGGGUUGUCCCCGGCAUCAGUCUCGCAAAGGGACGCAUCGAUGAAGCUAGAAAGGCAAACUUUGGCAUCCGUCGUCCGCCAGGGGCUGUGUCCGGUCCGCCCCCGCUAGGAGCACCUCAUGCCAAGCAAAACCUUUGAGAAACAUACGAAAAGAGCAUCAUGCGAUUCUGGCUUUGCUGGAGGCUGUUAUGCCUCGGUCCCGUGCUGACGUUUAUCGCCAAACGAGGAUAUAUCGCCGCGUUUGCAUCUCAACUAAACUAGAACAUGCAACGUACAAACACACACACCCCGUUUAUACGCUUCUAUUACUCCAUGAACGACCUAUUCAGCCGACCGCCAACUCAUUGCCAACCUCAGCUGCUGAAGCCUUUUACGUAUAAGCCAUUGAGAGAGAGAAAAAAAAA
Pyrenophora tritici-repentis Pt-1C-BFP is the source of this 939-nucleotide messenger RNA. NCBI's taxonomy places the organism in Eukaryota, Fungi, Ascomycota, Dothideomycetes, Pleosporales, Pleosporaceae. The record is from RefSeq and is a predicted model, not a curated record.